This is a messenger RNA of Mytilus trossulus (common blue mussel), 1361 nucleotides long. RefSeq names its product aquaporin-like. Gene Ontology annotation, molecular function: water channel activity. Gene Ontology annotation, cellular component: plasma membrane. Bases 119 to 1039 code for a protein of 306 amino acids. Gene Ontology annotation, biological process: water transport; transmembrane transport. The record is from RefSeq and is a predicted model, not a curated record. Lineage: Eukaryota; Metazoa; Mollusca; Bivalvia; Mytilida; Mytilidae. The transcript has 3 exons.
AUUGGGACAUGCGCAAAAACACAUUUUCAUCUUUAUUAGUUUAAGCCACCAGUUCAGAAUUUUUAAAAGCAUUUCCCCAGAUAGCGUCCUUUAUAAUAUAGCGCGUGUUGGUCGGAACAUGUUGAAAAUCAUGAAGCAAAAUUUGGAGGAUCUUACCAGCCCAAAUCUAUGGCGUGCUGUAGCCGCCGAAAUGGUCGGGACUAUAUUCCUGGUCUUUUUGGGAUGUGGUGCCCAUACAUUGCAGAAUGGGCAACCAACUGCCGUUGGAAACGGGUCUGUUGUAACAACCGCUGAACCGAGUGUUGUUCAAAUUUCUUUGACAUUUGGACUUGUCGUAGGGACAAUGAUAUGGUGCAUUGCUCAUAUAAGUGGUGGACAUAUUAACCCUGCAGUAACAGUUGCAGCUCUUAUUACCCGUAGAGUUAGUGUAGUUCGUGCCUUCUUUUACAUUGUUGCCCAAAUUGUAGGUGCAAUAAUUGGAGCAGCAAUUUUAAUCGGUUUAACACCGGAAAGUCAGCAGAAAACUAUUGGACUUAACAGCUUGAGGGGAGAUGUCACAGAUGCUCAGGGAUUUGGAGUCGAGUUAAUGAUAACAUUUGUUGUUGUGUUAACAGUUUUGGCUUCGCUGGACGAAAAACGAACAGAUCUACACGGUUCCGCUCCACUUACCAUUGGACUUGCAGUUGCCUUGGGUCAUCUGUUUGCAGUGUCGUACACAGGAUGUAGUUUGAACCCAGCCAGAAGCUUUGGACCAGCUGUCGUCAAGAACUCUUGGGAGAAUCAUUGGGUAUUUUGGAUAGGCCCACUUGUUGGAGGAUCGGUGGCCGCCAUCUUGUAUGAAUAUUUUUUCUCUGCGGGGGCUACAUUCACAAGAACAAAGAAGUGUCUGACCAGAAGUAAAGCACCUCCAUCUUCACCUGAAAAGCCUUUAGUAGCCCCGGAAGACGCUGAGAUUAUCGAAAUUGAAGAAAAGAAAGAAGAAGCCGAACAAGAACCAGAGGAAAACGAAAAGGCAAAUAACCAAACAGAUGGCCAGUAAAUUAAUUGAAAAGACGAGAGACAAAAUAAUUGUUAACGUGUGCAAUUCCAACAACAUGAACAUGACCUUUCCAUGCAAUAUAACUAUUUUAUGUGUAUAGUUUAAUUGAGUUUCUGAUUUGAUUUAAUUAUGUAACUUUAACAUUGGUUUACACUAUUUACAGAAACAGAAGAGCUAGAAAAAUGGAAAAGCUAUAAUUUCAAUAUUUUAGUCUAGUCUUGAGUCGAAAAAGUUAUCUUCACAAAAAAAAAAUCUACUUGCAGUUGAUAAUAUAUAGAAAUUGCCAUAUAAUUGAAAACUAAAUAAGUAAAUUGGUCGAACU